AUGAAAAGAUGGCGACCAUGCUCUUACCAGCGACCGUACACUCGAGAGUCACUGGCGGCCAUCGAGCACAGGAUCAGCAAAGAGCGGACCAAGAACACGAAGGAUAACAAGGUGGACCCCGGGACCACAGAGAAGCCCAAUCCCCGUGCCGACCUGGAGGCCAGGAAGGUACUGCCUCGUAUCUUUGGUGACAUCCCUGCAGGACUGGUCGGAGUCCCGCUGGAGGACAUCGACCCUUUCUACUUCAGAAAUCAGAGGACCUUUAUAGUACUUAACAAGGGAAAAGCCAUCUUCCGCUUCAGUGCCACAUCUGCGCUCUACAUAUUCAGUCCGUUUGAGUGCAUCAGAAGAAUCGCCAUAAGAACCCUAGUCCAUUCAUAUCCUUCCACUGCCUCUUAG
Messenger RNA from Carassius carassius (crucian carp), 399 nucleotides. RefSeq names its product sodium channel protein type 1 subunit alpha-like. The coding region runs from base 1 to 399 and encodes 132 amino acids. Gene Ontology annotation, molecular function: voltage-gated sodium channel activity. Lineage: Eukaryota; Metazoa; Chordata; Actinopteri; Cypriniformes; Cyprinidae. The record is from RefSeq and is a predicted model, not a curated record. Gene Ontology annotation, biological process: membrane depolarization during action potential; sodium ion transmembrane transport; neuronal action potential. The transcript is spliced from 2 exons. Gene Ontology annotation, cellular component: voltage-gated sodium channel complex; plasma membrane; axon.